Molecule: messenger RNA, 3641 nt
Organism: Orussus abietinus
Lineage: Eukaryota; Metazoa; Arthropoda; Insecta; Hymenoptera; Orussidae
Gene: Cyp40
Product: peptidyl-prolyl cis-trans isomerase D
Exons: 6
Coding region: 337-1452 (371 amino acids)
Biological process (GO): protein peptidyl-prolyl isomerization
Cellular component (GO): intracellular membrane-bounded organelle
Molecular function (GO): protein binding; peptidyl-prolyl cis-trans isomerase activity
Source: RefSeq, a predicted model, not a curated record
UCUCACAAUUUCACUUUCACAAAUAUUUAUUUUCAUUGGUUUAAAUAAGUCGAUUUAGAAUUUGCCACUCCGUAAAGAAACAAUCUGAAGACUGUAGCUAUUUCAUUUUACCCUAAGCGAAACAAAUCUAGGGAGCUAAGGGCAGUAAAUGUUAGUAUGUAGAGUAUGCGUGUGUAGUACUAGACACAAUCUCAGGAUACUUUGGUGGGUUUCCGCUAAAGUUUGCGGCAAUUUACAGGAAUUCGCGAUUUUGGGCAAUGGCAUUAAUUUCGAUUAAAAUCACUCGAAGUAGAUUUUAGUGUUUUUUCAAGCCCGAUAUUCGGAAACGAAUGAAAAAUGAAGCGUUCUUUGGAGGAAUGGGAGGACAAUUUUGAAAGAAAUCCGAUUGUCUUUUUAGACACUGCGGUUGGACAAGAAAAAGUGGGGAGAGUCGUGAUCGAACUGUUUAAAAAUACAGUGCCAAGAACGGCUGAAAACUUUCGGGCACUGUGUACCGGAGAAAAAGGUAUUGGAACCUAUGGAAAAAAAUUACAUUACAAGGGUUGUACUUUCCACAAAGUAAUUCCACAAUUUAUGAUUCAAAGUGGUGACAUUGUAAAUUUUGAUGGGACCUUAGGAGAAAGUAUAUAUGGUCCGCAUUUUGACGAUGAGAAUUUUGAAAUUCCACACUCAUCGGCAGGGUUACUUAGUUCAGUGAAUGAAGGCCGUCCAAAUACCAAUAGUUCUCAGUUUAUCAUUACAACAGUACCAUGUCCACAUUUGGAUGGUACAAAUGUGGUAUUCGGUAAAGUGCUAAGGGGCUUGGGUGUUGUAAUGGAAUUAAAUCAGGUUCCAACAAUGAAAGACACCCCUGUGGAGAAAAUUUGUAUAACUGAUUGCGGCGAACUGAAAUGGGGAGAAAAUUGGGGAUUGGGUGAGAAUGAUGGAUCAGAAGAUAUUUUUACACCUUGGCCUGAAGAUUGGGUAUUUGGUGAACUAAAUAACGAUGGUAUGGAAGACAUUGUCCGAAAGAUAAAAGAUUCAGGGAAUGUUUAUUUUACAAACAAAAACUAUAUUGAUGCUGACAGAAAAUACAAAAAGGCAUUAAGAUACUACAAUUGGAUUACAAAGCAGCCUAACAUAUCUGAAACAAUGGGGAACGACAAGAGUCUUAAAUCUGUAAUCCUAUUGAAUUUAACUGCGGUUAAGCUGAAGCAAAAUAAAUAUCGUGAGGCGUUAAAACUCUGUAAUGAGGUAUUAUGUUCUGACGAUUCAAAUAGUAAAGCCUUGUUUAGAAGAGGACAAGCAUAUAUGGGUUUGAAUGAAUAUGAUCUAGGACUUGCAGACCUGAAACGUGCAAAUAUAGAAUGUCCUAAUAAUAAAGAUAUUAUGGAGGAAAUAGAAAGAACCAAAAAAGUAAUGCGGUGUUAUUUAACGGUUGAAAGAGCUACCUGUCGACGAAUGUUCCAAUAAACAUUAAAUUUAAGGGCAACCUUGAUAUUAGAAUGACACGUGACUUCCAUUUCUGAGGAAAAAUAAUUUACAUAAUGUGAUUUAUAUAUGAAUCACAAUUCACAUUACGAUACAGAAAAUUGUGUACCACAGACAUUUAUAAUUCAGCAGGUCAGUAACUGAAGAUGAUCUAUUAAUAAAAUUUUCAAACCAUUGUAGUUGAAUGGGAAAAUUUGUACAUUAAUAAACGUUAUUAUUCUUAAAAUUUUAUGAUAAUUUUCAAACAAUUAAAAUAUUAUUUGGUUUAAAUUCGUGGUAUUAAGGAAGUAUAUAAUAUAAAAAUCAAUUAAACGAGGUUCAUUAUGAUCCAUACUUUGGUUAACACCAAAAGAACUCCAUGUACAAUGUUAAAAGAAAUACUUCUAAUCCACAUUUUAUGUGAUAUCAAAGUGUAUGAUUAUUUGUAUAAUAGCAUAAUCAUAUUUAUUUGCAGUCCAAACAUUUACGACAGUUUCGUCUUGUGUAAAUUUUUUUCACUACUGCAAUGUAUUUUUUUAAGAAUAAUGUGAAGUACCUACUAUAAACUAAGUAACUAGUGACUGAUAAAAGUGAGUGAUACAUCUAUUAAUCAUACCAGGUUUUACAUAAUAAAUUAUAAUGUUCACGAGUUUGUUCUUAUUUGUAUAAACUUUUUGACAUACAGUUUCAUGAUAAAUUGAGUCACAUUAAAUUAUAUCUAAAUAUUAACUACCAAAAAACUUGAAAAAUAAUUUCAAUCAACUUUCAAUAGUUUUAUAUAUACGAAUAAUCACUAGUGGUAAAUAAAGAAAAAACGAUAUUGUUGUCGUGCUAUCUUCUAGCAUCAUUACAACAGAAAAAAAGAACGUAGACGUUUUUGUAUGAUAACAUAAUCUCAAGACUAAAAACAAAAGGUACUACUUAAAAAAAAUCUAAUUCUUUACAAUAUCUCUCGAUACUGGAAUGUACCUGCUUGAGCAUAUAAUACUGUUGUUUGUCACAAUGCUUUUUUACCUUUUUUAUAGCAACUAAAAUGUUACAUGUAAAAGCAGUAAUUUUAUAUAUAUGUAUACGAUGGUUGUAAUACAAUAAAAUUAAUGAAAUAUUUUCAUUCAACAUUAAGUCCGAGCCUCAGUAAGGACCUCUUUAGUUAAGUAACAAUUGAGGAUUUUAAGACAAUGCAUAUCUACAUAACAAUAUUACCAAUAUUCAUAACAUGCCUGUACUUCUAAGUUACAAAUAUUGACUAGUUUCAAAGGCUCCUAUAAAAAGCCAACAGCUCAUUUGUUUUUGUAACAUUUUUAUCGAAGUAUCGCAUUUUACAAACAAAUAAGGACUAGAUUUAUUUAUCUGAAUGUUCGACGUUGUCGACAAUCGCGAUUAUAUUCUGUCUAAUGUUCUGUCGACGCGGCAUUAAAAAUUGACACGGUAUACCGGUAAUUGUAUCACAUAUGCGUAGAACAGUUGAUUUGCAAUCAUAAAAUAUUAUUUCUUCCUUAAAUUGAAAAAGAAACUGCAUGGAAAUUAAAGAUUAGUGACGCGACAUGUUCGUUUGCAUUACAUUUUGGACGGAUAGGCAAUUUUAACGAUUGUACGGAAAUUUGUGACAAUGUAGCACAAAUUAUCAGCAAAAGAUAUUAUUUUAUUCGUUAUUAAUCUGAUACUUCGCCAAAAUAACCAUUCUAGCUUAGGUUUAAGUGUGCGUUCUGCCGCUUAAGAUAAUUAUUUCCAAAAACGGUAGAAAAUCGAAACACUAUGCUGUUGAAAUUACCGCGCGCAACAGUCCUGUCGUGUAUAUCGCUUUAUCCUGCAAAUCUAUGUACAGUGAGCCUUCCUUCUAACUAAAGAUGAGAGAUUUCUAAAGUCUCGAGAAUAUUUUAUGGCGAAUAAUUGGACACAGUAAGCUCCGCGUAUCACUACUAGUAAAAUUAAUAUUCAAGUGGAGAUCAUCUAUACGUAGGAUUAAUCAAUAUUCAGUAUUAUUUGACUAUUCAGUUUUAUAUUUAAGGUGAUGAGAAAGUGGCAUCAAAGAGGUCUCAUGAAACUUCUCAUAAGAGUUCAUGGAACUUUUCUCCAAACUGGGUGUACCGAAUCGAUUUAUAAUUCCAUGAGUGUCAUGACCUUCCUUCCAGUCUUCAUAUUCACAUUGUAAAGUUUGAAACGAUUAGGCACACUCAGUUCGGAGAAAAGUU